CCUUCUCUCUCUCUCUCUCUCUCUCUCUCUCUCUCUCUCAUAUAAUUUCUUCAUACAAGAUCACAAUCUCCGCAAUCUUUGGUUGCUUAUGAAAACUCGCUCUCUCUCUCUCUCUCUCUCUCUCUCUCUCUCUCUCUCUCUCUCUCUCUGGCAGUGCAGAUUCCUCUCUUAGGCUCUUAGCUCUUCCCUUUCCAGAUAACAACCAGAUGGGAUCCUUUCAAAUACCAACGCGAAUGCGAAGCUCCGCAUUGCUAGAAACAUCAUGUGGAUAUUUGCUUCAAGAAUUGCAGAUCAUAUGGGAUGAAGUUGGUGAAGAUCAGUUUGAAAGGGAAAAGGUUCUACUAGACCUGGAGCAAGAGUGUCUAGAGGUUUACAGAAGAAAAGUUGACAGCGCCAACAUUUCAAGAGCUCGCCUUCAUCAGGAGUUGGCCGAAUCAGAAGCUGAAUUUACACACCUUCUUUUGUCCCUCGGUGAACGAUCACUCCCUGGACGGCCAGAGAAAAUGACUGGAACACUGAAGGAGCAACUAGAUUCGAUUACCCCAGCUCUGCGGGAGAUGCAAUUGAGGAAAGAAGAGAGGGUAAAGCAAUUCCAAGCUGUGCAAAACCAAAUACAGAGAAUUUCUGCAGAAAUAGCAGGUCAAUCACAAUGCGACGAACAGCCAUCCAAAAUCACAGUAAAUGAGAAUGAUCUUUCCCAGAAGAAACUUGAGGAGUAUCAAACUGAGCUACAGAGACUUCAUAAAGAGAAGAAUGACAGACUCCAAAGAUUGGAAAAAUAUAUGAGCACAGUCCAGAAUCUGACUGCUACAUUGGGAAUGGAUUCGUCAACGAUCAUCACAAAAGUUCACCCAAGCUUAAAUGCAUUAUCUGGAUUGUCAAAGAACAUAAGUGACAGUAUUUUAGCUAAGCUAAACAGCACAGUGGAGUCCCUGGAAGACGAAAAGCGCAUGCGACUUGAGAAGCUUCACCAUCUCGGUAAAGUGUUAACAAACUUGUGGAAUCUAAUGGACACACCUUAUGAAGACCGGCAAUUGUUCUCCCAUAUCACUGGUUUACUGUCAGUUUCAUCAGCUGAGAUAUCCACUCCUGGAAUACUAACUCAUGAUAUAAUACAGCAGGCUGAAGCUGAAGUCAAGAGAAUAGAUCAAUUGAAAGCAAGCAAGAUGAAAGAGCUUUUCCUCAAGAAACAAUUUGAACUUGAGGAGAUAUGCCAUGGAUCGCACAUGGAGAUCCCUUCGCGAUCCGAGAUGGAUAAUAUCAUAAACCUAAUAAACUCUGGGGAGAUUGAUUAUGCUCAUCUCCUCAUGAGCAUGGAUGACCAAAUAUCCAAAGCAAAAGAUGAAGCUUCUAGCAGAAAGGUUAUAAUGGAGAAGGUGGAAAAAUGGAUGUCCGCAUGUGAAGAGGAGAGAUGGCUGGAAGAAUAUAGCAGGGACGAGAAUCGAUAUUCAGUCAGUAGAGGUGCUCACAAGAAUCUGAGGCGCGCAGAACGUGCCCGAAUAAUGGUGAACAAAAUACCUGCUUUGGUGGAUUCACUGAUAGCCAAGACCAAAGACUGGGAAGGCGAAAGAAAUAAAACCUUCUUAUAUGACAAGGUACCUCUGCUGGCAAUGAUGGAAGAGUACAAUAUGUUAAGGAACGAAAAGGAAAAAGAGAAGCAAAGACAAAGGGAAAAGAAGAAAGUUCAGAGUCAAGUAGUAGUUGGGCAAGAAAAUUUAUUUGGACCAAGGCCAAGCACCAGCAGUCGACGUCUUUCAAACAUGAGCUCAAUUGGAGGUUUUAGCAAUGCUACUCCUCUAAACAGAAGGAUUUCUCUGGGUAUACAGCAGCUCGGAUCAAAUAACAUCAACUCAGUGACACAAGGUAUAUCAUUCAUAAAAGAAGGGAAAAAAGCACACCGACAAAAGAGAUUUGCACUAACUGGCCUUGCUUCUCAUUUGAUAGAAGACACAGCUUCAGUUGUCUCAACCUAUUCUGGACCAUUUUCACCUUGAUUUUCAGGUAAUACAUACAGGGCCUGAUUAUGAUGAAAAUUCAGGGAAUACGAGAAACAUCCCAUACUAUAACUCAGUUGUGAUGUGAGUUCAAUAAAUUGUUGUGUAAUUUAUGUCCAGUGUGUUUAGAGUUAAUAGCAGUCACUUUCUCGAAGCAAUGUUGAAGGGUUGGUCUGUAUCCAAAUCACUGCUCGCAUGUUUUGCAUGGGCAGGAGGAAUAAGAUUGCAUAUCCAAAUUAUGUCUGUAAAGAACCUGACCUCCAACCUCAAGGGAUCUGUGGAAGGAAAUUCAAAUAAAACAAUCUUUUGUGCAGAA
This is a messenger RNA of Rhododendron vialii, 2310 nucleotides long. Its product is annotated as 65-kDa microtubule-associated protein 8. The coding region runs from base 207 to 1994 and encodes 595 amino acids. The record is from RefSeq and is a predicted model, not a curated record. Gene Ontology annotation, molecular function: microtubule binding. Lineage: Eukaryota; Viridiplantae; Streptophyta; Magnoliopsida; Ericales; Ericaceae. Gene Ontology annotation, cellular component: spindle; cytoplasm. Gene Ontology annotation, biological process: microtubule cytoskeleton organization. The transcript has 11 exons.